GUUCUAGUCCACUUGGAUCUGUUUUAACUCUCUCUCACAGUCAUAUUUCCAUCAUAAGUCCAUGCCUUAGUCUAUUUUAUUGCUGGCUCUGGAGACAUAAUCUCCAUCACUCACCAGGCAGAGAAGAAAUGAUGGAUCGUUACUCCUUCAUCAUGCAUCAGCAUAGAGAUGACACAGUCUGGUGUCCAAGCAAAAUAGAAGAGCAAAAUAUAACCCGUAUCUCAGAAUUCCACCUCAUGGGACUCUCAGAUGACCUGCAGCUUCAGCCUAUACUCUUUGGACUGUUCCUGUCCAUGUACCUGGUCACGCUGCUUGGGAACCUGCUCAUCAUUCUGACAGUCAGCUCUGAUUCCCACCUCCACAGUCCAAUGUACUUUUUCCUCUCUAACUUAUCCUUGGCUGAUGUCAGUUUCACUUCCACCACACUACCAAAGAUGAUAGUGGACAUUCAGACUCACAACAGAGCCAUCUCCUAUUCAGGAUGCCUGACUCAGAUGUCCUUUUUCAUGCUGUUUGGGUGUUUGGAUAGUCUGCUUCUAACUGCAAUGGCUUAUGAUAGGUUUGUGGCCAUCUGUCAUCCUUUGCACUACCAGUUCAUUAUGAACCCUCGUCUUUGUGGCUUGUUGGUUUUUCUAUCUGUUCUAAUCAGUCUUUUUGUCUCUCAGCUGCAUAAUUCAGUAGUAUUACAACUUACCUACUUCAAGAGUGUGGAUAUUUCCCAUUUCUUCUGUGAUCCGUCUCAACUUCUCAACCUUGCCUGUUCUGAUACCUUUACCAAUAACAUAGUCAUGUAUUUUGUUGGUGCCAUCUCUGGUUUUCUCCCUAUCUCUGGAAUUUUUUUCUCUUAUUAUAAAAUUGUUUCCUCCAUUCUUAGAAUGCCAUCACCUGGUGGGAAAUAUAAAGCCUUCUCUACCUGUGGCUCUCACCUGUCAGUUGUUUGCUUAUUUUAUGGAACUGGUCUUGGGGUAUACCUCAGUUCAGCUGUGUCCUUGUCUCCCAGGAAGGGUGCAGUAGCAUCAAUAGUGUACACUGUUGUCACCCCUAUGCUCAACCCCUUUAUCUACAGCUUAAGAAACCAGGACAUAAAGAGGGCCAUGUGGCGGCUCCUCAGAAAAACAGUCUAAUUUCAGUACCGGUGCCAUUUAUUCUGUUUCCUUUGUAUAUUUUACUCACAAAAUUAUUAUUAGUAUUUUUUUCUGAGACAGGGUUUCUCUGUAUAGCCCUGGCUGUCCUGGAACUUACUUUGUAGAACAGGCUGGAUCAGAAAUCCACCUGUCUCUGUCUCCCGAGUGCUGGGAUUAAAGGCGUGCACCACCAAGCCCAGCUCACAAAAUUCUUAAUUCUUAUAAUACCUAUGGAAUCUUCAUCUGUUUAAUAUUGCAUUAACAACAAUACAAUUGAAGGGAGGAAGGAAGUAAAUUCCACCUCAUGGGACUCUCAGAUGAUCUACAGCUUCAACCCAUGCUCUUUGUACUGUUCCUGUUUGUGUACCUGGCCAUGAUACUUGGGAAACUGCUCAUUGUCCUGGACUUCCUUUCCUCUUCCUUCUUUCCUUCCAUAUCACAGGGAAAUUCUAUAACAAGCCUCUUGCCACACUUAGUGGGCACUGAACACUAGGGAAUAUGUGGUUAGUAAAAGGGAACAGAAUUCUGGAUGAAGUAUAUGUGAAAUAUAAAUUUCUCUCAUAGAUACAAAAUGACACUUCUUUACCUUUCCUUAUGUGUAUCUUCAGACAUGCUCUACAAGUGUUUGCUUUCCUUUGUUUGGUGUGUGAUCCCUGGAAGGUUGAUCAUGUGAUAGACAACUCCAUUUCCAGGCACAUAUAGGCAGUGCUAUUGGUCACAGUUAUAAAAGAAUACAAGAAAUAUAGAGGGAGUGGGAGGUAAUCUGGGAGGAGUUUAAUGUGUCAUUCAGAGUGAAUGUGACUGUAUGCAGUUAUGAAAUUCUCCAAGAACAAAAUAAAAACAUUAUAUAUUAUGAAUUUGAUUUUAUGCAGGCUUUCUAUGAGGAUGUAGAUUAUUGGUAGUCAAGCCUGUAUUUAUAAAGUUGCUCAAGUCUUUAUAAAAAUUACUGAUGCCUGUGGAGCUUUUGCAAAGGAUCUGAUUUAUAGCACCCAUAUAGUGACUUACUGUUUGUAACUUCAGGUCUAUUGGACACUGUGAUGUCUUCUGGCCUCUCUGGACACUGCAUUCAUCUGUCAUAAUUAUGUACAUGGAAGAAACAUUCGUAACCCAUAAAAAAUAUAAUCGAGACAUUUAAAAGUACUGAUGCCUGUGUUUUCUAUUCAGAGCUUUUGAUUUGCUGAAGUGGUAUUUGGCUGAACACAAAAUUUUAAAGUCACCUAAGAUUGUUAGUGAAAACUGCUUAUGUAUUUAUAGUAGCUUCCUUGCAUAGAAUGAAAAGUUUAUUGCUGGUUUCAGGAUUUUCUUUGACAUUGACACUAAUUGUGAGCUUAGAUUUACUAUUGAUGUACUUUAUCAAGUUUUAAAAAUAAUAUGACUAAUUUGUUCUUCAAAUUUGGGAAGUUAUAUAUUUUAGUUUAAAAAACUGUCUGCCUCUAUGCCCCUUCUGGAAUUUCCCUAAUGUAAACAUGUCAGAUUUAUGAUACCACAUAAGACCAUUAGUGCAUUUCUGUCUGUUUUUCUUCAUUCUCUCUCAUUUGCUUUAUUAAUUCAAUACUUUCAAAUAAUCUGUACUUAAGGUCAUUGUUUUUACUUUCUGCUUGAUAGAAUCAACUAUGAACACCCUACUGACAAUUUCAAGUGAGUUAUUGUGUUUCUCAACAUUAGAAGUGUUGCAUUCUAAUAACAUAUAUGUGGUUAUACCAUUCUCAUUUUGUUUAUGAAUCAGUUUUCUAACUUUUGACUUUGUGGAACUUCUAUUUAUUAACCACCCUCACCUGUUUAAAUUUGAUUUUGAAUAAACCAUAGACCAUGGUUUUAAAAAGGAAAA
Molecule: messenger RNA, 2952 nt
Organism: Mus musculus (house mouse)
Lineage: Eukaryota; Metazoa; Chordata; Mammalia; Rodentia; Muridae
Gene: Or7e178
Product: olfactory receptor family 7 subfamily E member 178
Exons: 2
Coding region: 129-1124 (331 amino acids)
Biological process (GO): G protein-coupled receptor signaling pathway; detection of chemical stimulus involved in sensory perception of smell
Cellular component (GO): membrane; plasma membrane
Molecular function (GO): G protein-coupled receptor activity; olfactory receptor activity
Source: RefSeq, marked validated